This is a messenger RNA of Bactrocera neohumeralis, 1027 nucleotides long. RefSeq names its product RPII140-upstream gene protein (gene 140up). Gene Ontology annotation, cellular component: mitochondrion. Bases 94 to 894 code for a protein of 266 amino acids. The record is from RefSeq and is a predicted model, not a curated record. The transcript is spliced from 5 exons. Lineage: Eukaryota; Metazoa; Arthropoda; Insecta; Diptera; Tephritidae.
AUCAAUCAGCUGUUAAACAGCUGUGCAUUAAAAUUAAUAGUCCCUAAAAAGUUAUCCGGUAUUUAGUAUCAUAAUAGUUGUGUUUCAAAAAUUAUGAAUUUUAUUAGAAAUGGCAGAAGAAUACUCUUAGCUGGUAUUCUGCCAAGUUUACCGGGCGAUCCAACACAGAAUGACAUAGUUUCCAAAGACACAAAAACAUACAAGGCAUAUCUACAAAGCAAGCCUGAUCUAAAUGAAAGUGGUUUGGAUCGACUUAAGGAUAUGUUUCAAGUUGAUGAAUUCGGCAGUAUCUCUUCCGAGUUGAACUCUAUUUAUCAGGCAGGUUUUGUUGGUUUUCUAUUCGGAGCUAUCUACGGCGGUGUUAUACAAUCGAGAGCAGCCUAUUUGAACUUCAUGGAAAGCAAUCAAGCAACCGCAUUUAAGUCACAUCUCGACGCGAAGCGUAAAUUACAAGAUGAAGUAACCAUGAGCUUCGCGAGAGGUGGCUUUAAAUGGGGAUGGCGUGUUGGUCUAUUCACAACUUCAUACUUCGGAAUAAUAACCUGUGUUUCGGUUUAUCGAGGGAAGUCUUCCAUAUUUGAAUAUAUUGGAGCUGGCUUUGUAACUGGCAGUUUAUAUAAAAUAAAUUUGGGGCUCCGAGGAAUGGCCGCUGGAGGCAUUAUUGGUGGUGUGUUGGGAAGUAUUGCCGGUGCCGCAUCAUUGGCACUUCUCUAUGCAUCCGGUACUUCUAUGGAAGAAAUUCGUUACUGGCAAUAUAAAUGGCGGCUAGAACGGGAAAAUAUGGUGCACGAAGCAAUGAAGAAACAAGAAGAUGAUGCUUACCAAAAACCCGGAAUUUUUAAAGAGCACGACGUAAAAGUAGGCGAUAAAAUAACUCUGGAUCCCAUUAAGUAAGAAAUACAUCGAAACAAAAUAAGCGUAUGUUCUGUGAAUUUAAGUAGAAACAAAUUUAAGUUGAUGUACAUAUGUAUGUAUAUUUUACAUAUAUUGCAAUUUAGACGAUCAAAUACAGCUACAUUGAAGACAA